UCGAAUGUAAUAAGUUGCCGUUUCGGUUCUUCUUCUUCCUCCUACCUUUCCAGACUUUUCUCUCUCUCUCUCUCUCUCUCUCUCUAGUUCUCUCUGUAGUUUCUGCGCAGAUUGAUGGGGAAGAUGACCUCCUUCAGGGACGAGUUCACGUUCGAGGAAAGGCUGGACGAGUCGCGCGACAUCAUCGCCAAAUACCCAAAUCGCGUCCCCGUAAUUGUGGAGAGAUAUUCGAGAACGGCGCUCCCUGAUAUGGAGAAAAAGAAAUUUUUGGUUCCUCGAGACAUGUCUGUCGGACAGUUCAUACACAUCUUGAGCAGCAGGCUUUGUCUAGCUCCUGGAAAAGCCCUGUUCGUCUUUGUAAAGAACACGCUGCCACAGACAGCCAGUUUGAUGGACUCUGUGUAUGAAUCGUUCAAGGACGAGGACGGAUUUCUGUACAUGUGUUACAGUAGUGAGAAAACCUUUGGCUCGCAAAUUGUGUAGAUGGGUGGAUAAUGGCCUCUUGUAAAAGCUCUCUAUUUUCAAUCAUACGUGUGUCCAUUCAUUCAAAUUACAUUGUUCACCACAUGUUACAUUGCGGGAUAUUCAAUGUCUAUUCGGCGUAAUUUCUUUUUACGCCACUGCAAGGGUUAGUGCUUUCUUUCUGCACUAGCCUCAAUAUGCAGAAGUAUUUGUUUC
Syzygium oleosum is the source of this 678-nucleotide messenger RNA. RefSeq names its product autophagy-related protein 8i. The transcript has 5 exons. The record is from RefSeq and is a predicted model, not a curated record. The coding region runs from base 115 to 483 and encodes 122 amino acids. NCBI's taxonomy places the organism in Eukaryota, Viridiplantae, Streptophyta, Magnoliopsida, Myrtales, Myrtaceae. Gene Ontology annotation, biological process: cellular response to nitrogen starvation.